GUGUGAGGCUGCGGGGCCCUUAGACUGGUUCCUUGAGCUCCUCGGCAGGAGGGAAGUGGUCUUGGCGGCCAUCUCUGGAACACCGUGCAGCAAACGGUGUUCCAGGGUUCCAGACCCUGGUUGUGUAACCACUGGACCAUAAGGAAUCACUUGACCUCCCUGAACCACAGUUUCCUCUUCUGUUGAGUAAUAAAGUUGGACUAUAUCAGGUGCUUUAAAGAUAUGACUAAGAAAAAUGAUUCUUCGUUUUCUGAUGUUGUAAAGGAAGUUGUAGAGCAACAGCAAUCCCAAACAUCUGAAAUAGAGAAAAAUAAAAAAAUUCUGAAACAAUUGCAGAAUGAAGUCCGUGAGCUUGAGAAACAAAUGGGAUCUGUCAUAGCAGAGACCAAAGAAACAGAAAAGCAUAUUUAUCACCAAGAAAGUGAAAUAGAAAAAACCAAGUCUCACUAUCAAAGCCUAGAGGCUCAAAUCAAAUCCUUACAUGCAGAAAAUGUAAAGCUCAAAUUUUCCAUAGAAGUAGCACAAGAAGAGUUUGAGGAGUAUCUUACAAGAAAUAAUGCAUAUGAUGAGAAGAUAAGAGCAUAUAAAGAAAGUAUUGCUGAGGUAGAAAAUAAGUGGCCUUCUAUGAUUGAACUGCAUCAGAAAGAGGAACAAGUUAAAAAAUUAAUGAAAAAGAAAGAAGAACUUAUCCACGAUCUCCAAAAUCCAGAUGGAAACAUGAUAAAACAAGCACAGGAAGAAAUUAUGUAUCUAAAAGAUAAAAUUGUAACUGCGGAUGCAUCUAUCUCCACAAAAAUUAAUUUGCUGGAGGAAGAGAAAAAAGUACAUGAAAAAUUGAGAAAAGAAAUAGAGGUACAAAAUAAAAGGUAUGAUGCUAUUUUAAAGCGCCUGCAUUGUCAGGUGAACAAGCUUCAGGCAAACAGAAGACAAUGGCAGUGGAAUAUUCAACAGAUGGAAAAAACUGCAGAGGAACUAAGAAGAUGCAUAGGAAUGAGGGAAUAAAACAGUUCUCUAACAAAAUGAAGAGUAUGGUUGACAAAUUUUGUCAUCCUUGGCACACAGUAAAAUAAUUUGGGAACUAGUCCUUUGGAUCUGUGACUAGUAGGGUCUACUUUCAAAGAGUUUUACAUAGUAAAUAAAUUUCCUUCCUUUUAUAAAAACAAGCUCUUAGUUGUUCAUUAAGGCACUAUAGUCAAGAACAGGUAUGUGGUCAAAGAGACUUAAAUUUUGAGUAUGUACUUGGGAGCUAUAUUGAUUUAUACAGAUGAGUUGUUGAGAAAGAAGCCCUAUCUACAGUUGGAUUAUAUGGAUAAACUGACUAGGAAAGUACUUUAUUCAGAAUCAACCAGUUAAAUGUUGAACUGUUUGAAAAUUGAGUGUCUAAUUCUGUUCUUCUCUUCUUUGUUUCAUUUAGUACCAACAAAUUGUAAAGCAUUUAGCAAGAAAAUAUUUCUGACUUUGUGAUCAUUUCAAUUUUAAUGUAUUUUUAAUCUAACUGAAAGAAAGUGAAUAUUUCAAACUGAAUAUUAAAAAUUGCUUUCUAGGCAUCCAUCUGAGUAGUACUCCAUAACAAAGAGAUUUGCAUUAAUUUUGUUGUUACAGGUUCAAAAAAAUGUUAUUUUUCUAUUUUGUCCAGUAGGUGGCAAUUCAAUACCAUUUUAAUCAUUUUCCUUCUUUGUUAUUAUAGAAUAGAAAUUGAAGUAUUAGAGUUGUGAUGAAAAUAAAAAGCAUCAAUAAAACUUACUGUGUUGUUCAGUAUAUAUCUUCUACCAAUUUGUUUUAAAAUAGCAUAUUUUUAUUCCACCAUUGCAACCAAAAUCAGUUUUAAUGUCAAGCUAAACAAAUACUGUAUUCUUUUUUUAGUAAUACUUUUCCCCAUUUACAUAUAGAAACAAUUUUAACAUUUGUUUUCUCACAUUUUGAGUUCCAGAUUCUCUCUCUCCCUCCCUUCCCUCUGCACUCUCUGAGAAUGUAAGCAAUUUGGUAUAGGUCGAACAUUUGCUAUCAUGAAGUACAUAGUUCCUACUUCUCAAAACACUGUAUUCUUAAAAGGAUAAAGCCAAUUUGCUUGUAUUAACCCAUUUUCCUCUGUUACAGAAAGACAAAUAA
This is a messenger RNA of Monodelphis domestica (gray short-tailed opossum), 2109 nucleotides long. RefSeq names its product coiled-coil domain containing 122 (gene CCDC122). NCBI's taxonomy places the organism in Eukaryota, Metazoa, Chordata, Mammalia, Didelphimorphia, Didelphidae. The record is from RefSeq and is a predicted model, not a curated record.